Molecule: messenger RNA, 729 nt
Organism: Aspergillus nomiae NRRL 13137
Lineage: Eukaryota; Fungi; Ascomycota; Eurotiomycetes; Eurotiales; Aspergillaceae
Product: ankyrin repeat domain-containing protein
Exons: 1
Molecular function (GO): protein binding
Source: RefSeq, a predicted model, not a curated record
CACUUCACAAACCCCUCAAUAAAACAAUACCUCCAAUCCCCCGAGAUCCAAACCACCGCAGAAAAACAACUCGCAAUAACAGAAUCCACGUCCCACGCCACCAUCGCGAAAGACAGUCUAACCUACCUGCUCCAAUUCACAGAGCCGUACACCACAAUCCCGAGCAAAAUCAAAACCUCGUACCUACUAAGCUACGCAACAAACUACUGGGCCGUGCAUGCCCGCUUAGCCCGUCCAGAAACAGACCCAGAACUAACGGCGCUAAUCCUCCGCUUCCUCAACUCAGGAACAGCAUACCUAAACUGGACAGCUUUUCUGGAUGGAUACGAACCCUUUUCUGGAACCGAUGGGUCUGGUCUGAUCCGCCACCCACAUCCAAUCUACUACGCUGCGUCAUUCGGCCUAACCAACAUCGUUGCAGCGCUCCUUGACACCGGUGCUCCCCUGGAUAGUAGGGGACCAAGCGGGAGCGCGCUGGCUGCUGCUUCACUGGCCGGACAUCUGGAUACUGUCAAGGUGCUUGUCGAUUCCGGGGCGGAUGUGAACCUGGCGGGGCCUUUCGGGACGCCGCUUGUUUUAGCGUCGGGGAGUGGGUUUGUGAGCGUUGUGCGGUUUUUGGUGGAGAGGGGGGCCAAUGUUGAGGCGAGGGGCGAGUGGAGUGAGACGGCGGUUGUGGAAGCGAGGAAGAAUGGGUUUGAGGAUGUUGUUGGGGUGAUUAUGGGGAGGUAG